Lodderomyces margitis is the source of this 1959-nucleotide messenger RNA. RefSeq lists its product as uncharacterized. The transcript has a single exon. NCBI's taxonomy places the organism in Eukaryota, Fungi, Ascomycota, Pichiomycetes, Serinales, Debaryomycetaceae. The record is from RefSeq and is a predicted model, not a curated record. The coding region runs from base 1 to 1959 and encodes 652 amino acids.
AUGACCAGCACUGACACCUUCAAAACCGCAGAAGUAUCUGAAUCGUGUUGUUUCUGUCUAGGAACCGAUACGGAUAUCCCUUCGUUUGGUACAAUUCAAGAUGCGCAAGAUAUGUUGAAGCCGUGCUCCACCUGCUCCUUAGUUUGCCAUAGAAAAUGCUUGCUAGAUUGGUUCAACACCAUUUCGCCUGAUAAAUUACGCGUUAUACAUGCCAAUGCAGCAAGUGCAAACAUGUCGUUAAUAAGAAGGAUGAAUCAAGAACACGCAGGUGAUAUGGGUAUUGGACAGGGAGCAAUUGCAAAUAGAACAAUCAGAAUUGAUUUGACGGCACUGGCGCUUGAAAGCUGGUUCAACAACAUAACCACAAACUUUGCCGCUAAUGAUGAAAGUACUGAUGGGGAUGAAAAUGGUGGAUUAGUCGAAGAUAACGAUGAACAAGAUUUACUUCAUGAACAUGUGAUUGAACGCACCAGCAGCCAUGGCGAAGACUCGUUCACCAACAGCAGUAGAGACAUUGUGUACAUACUAGCCCCAUGCCCACAAUGUAAGAAAUGGAUUAUGUUCUCCAUGAAGAGAUCGCUAUUACUUACAAUCCACUCAACCCUAAAAUCGGCCGUCACAAGGGUGAUCAAAUACGGUACUAUCUUCCUUGGAGUUACGUCCGCGCUUACUGGCGUGGUAUCAAUGGGGUACAUUGGAUUAACAAGCGUGGGACUAAAAAUGAUGGAUAAUAUUAUCCCAGCGCCGUUGUUGGUGAGAAUGUUGACACGAAAAUCGUUGCUCAAGUCACAAAGCACGUAUUCGUCUUUGUCAAAAAUACUAUUUGGUAAUUCAUCUGCAUAUGCAGUUGACAAUUUGGAGCAAGCAUUGGUUCAAGGGCUAAUUGAUCCAUUAAAGUUCUCGCGCAUACCAGUUUUGCCGCUAGUCAUGUACAGGGCAAGAUCGUCGUCUAUUUUUAGGUUGAUUUUUGGUCGUCGUGAUGAAGAGUACCCCAGUGCAUUAAUCACCGAGUUUAUGAUUAGUGCCUACAUCUCAUCAAUUGGUGAUCACUCAUUAGUGCGUGCCAUAUACAGAAAUGUCAAAUCCGACAUUAUUAACGGACUCCAACAUGGAUUCAAUUUCAAGACGAAUCCAUUGAGAAACAUUGAUUUUCUCUCUACAAACAAUAUCAUAUCAAUUUUGGUACCUUUGCGUUGGAUUUAUGAUCUACUUUAUCGCCUUUCUUUCAACCGUGCCUAUUUCAACCUCACUAUGCAAUCACGACCACGAGCAAUCGCAAAUAGUCUAAGUGAAGCUGAAAUCGAUGAAUUGGAAGCUUUGAAUAGUCAAUUGAAUGAUUUCACCACCAAGCAUCGAAAAGUGUAUCAACAAAUUGAUAAACAAAUUGAUGCAAAAUCAUCAUUAAACAUCCCCGUCAUUUCAUCGUGGCUCAAAUUUGCUUACAAACAAAUAAUCUACUUGCAUGCGUUGCGCAAAUCGUGGCUUCAACACUUCAGGUUGAAGUUGAUUUCGAAUGUGAAAUUCACAUGGGCCUGUCUUCGGUACGAUUACUCUACACCAUUGGCCAGUAAUGGGGCCAUUAUCAAAUCAUUAACCACGAUUUUCUGGCCAUACGUUGCCUCCAAGGUAGCUUUACUCGUUGUUCCCUUGCUUAACAAAAACUUUACUGCCUAUGACAAGCUACACAUUGAUAAAAAGUUGCUUGUUGCCAACAUUGUCGGGUUAGUCAUUGUUGCUAUUGGUAAGGAACUUCCGCUGCUUUAUAUGACAAGCAAAAAAGUUCAACAAAUGUCACACAUUGAACUGAUUAGGUCACAAGAUCGAGCAUUUUUUAAAAGUUUGGCAGCGAGUAUCUUGCAAGAAGGUCAGAACGACAGUGAUGAUAGUGUGGCGAUAGUGGAAGAAAGUGACGGCUUGAUUGAUAACCUCACUACCUUACCAGGUAACUUCCCCCAGUAA